Molecule: messenger RNA, 1485 nt
Organism: Orussus abietinus
Lineage: Eukaryota; Metazoa; Arthropoda; Insecta; Hymenoptera; Orussidae
Exons: 3
Coding region: 174-488 (104 amino acids)
Source: RefSeq, a predicted model, not a curated record
CAGAAGUGAAAACGUCAGGAUGAAACUCGCAUGAAAGAACCACACGUGACAUCGUACGUCGAGAGAGAACACUGAAAAGGACAGGCUGUGCGUGACCAACUUUUAGACUUUGCCCAAUUUGAGUAGAGAGUCGAUGAUCGCGGCCUGACGGCGACGGCUGUUUCUACAUCGGCAUGGGAGGUAAAAGCGCGAAACCCACGAUUCCCUCCUAUGAGCCCUACCAGUGCUGUCCCGCCAAGGUCAAGGGCGGCACCAAGGUCGCCAAGGUCAGCCCCGUAAGCUCCAGGCCCAAGAUCAAGAUCGAGGCCACCCGCAAGCCCCGGCCCACCGAGCCGCCGCCCUUCAAGCCGAUUAACAAGCUCUCCCCGAAGGACAGCAAAAAGACCGCUACCGCACAACCCGUCGUCAAGGACGCUAAGACCGCCAAGGGAAAGCGGGGCUUUUUCGGAAGCGUUGUCGCAGGACUCCCCUACCUGAUCAGGGUCUAAGGGCGGAAUCCCAGGGCGUCACCUGCCUGAGUUCUGGAGCUAAUGCCAAUGCUGGGACUGAGACGAUACCGAGAUGCACAUACUUUGAGAGAGUGCGGCCUGAGAGAAUGGAGAGAGAGAGAGAGAGAAUGGAUGACUGAGAUGGUGUUCGAUGAUCCUCAAUUUCGACGGAUUUUUGGGGAGGCUCCAAGGCUGGCGAAAUCGUAUCCGAUUAAUUUGAUUAACAGUUUAAUUUAAUCGAGAUCCUUGGAGACCUCUUUGAACGAUGAGAAAGGAGCCGUGCCACUUGUCUACGACGAAUGAGACAUUAUUGAAAAAAAAAAUUGAUAUCUACUUGUCGCGCGUAUGUACUUUUUAGAUGAAUUAUUGGGAGUUAUUUUGGAACCGAGAUAAGAGUAAUUAAUAAUAACGAAGAACCUGAGAAUUGACUGCGAAUUUAAUUAGGAGGUCGUUUAUAGCCGGGUUAUCACCAACUGGACCGUUCAAAGUGUCCGAUAAUAUCGUUGUCGGAGAUUGGCCACUCCUUUGUCAUUAGCAAUCGUGAAAAAUCGAACCCAGAAUUCCGUCGAAUCGGGGAAACCUAGAAUGCGCAUUGAAUGAUGCAUAGAAAGCGCAUUGAAUAAUGCAAGUGCGAACGGAUGCAUGAGAGCGAAAGGCGAGAGAAUGCGAGAGUCUGGGACUGACAUCCAGGGGGGACGAGAGAAUGCGUGAGAGAAAAAGUGGCAGGAACCGCAAUAGCAAAGCCUAAGCAAAUUCUCCAAAGAACGCGGCAAUCUCGGCAGUCGAAAGCAGCAAAGUCGAGAAACGCGUAAAACACGCACAUCUCACCCCUUUCAUCAUCUACCGUUAUCUCCUUCAUUGUCAUCACCAUCGCUUUUGGCUUCGCACGUCUCGUCAUUGUCCACCCAGCCAGAGCUGAAGGGAUAACAAUUUCUGAAAGAAAGAGCGAGAGAGUGAGGCCUGAAAGGCCUGAUAGGAAACGGGAGAGAAAGAGAGG